AUGUUCUUUCUCACGACAACCUCCCGCCUAUCGCCCCUGAGAUCGUUAGCAUGGCCAACAUCCCUUGGCCGUCGACAUUUCACAAGCUCCUUGCCGACGCGCAUCUGCCAAUCAAAUCCACAAAGUCGAUCUCCUUGCUCAUCCACAUCGGAUCAGCAAGCCACUUCCACUUCAUCUUCUGCGUCUACUCGUUCCGUUCCGAUAUUUUCCAGAGCCUUCUGGUCGUGUCGCUCCACAUGGAGACGAGCAGGAAUCAACACGCUACGAUGUCUUGUCGGAUGCACCAUCGGUGAUUUCUCGGCGUUGUGGACAUUGCAAUCGUACUAUCCAGAGUUGGGUAUGAAUACCAUUAUGUUAGCAUCGAUGGGCUGCGGCAUUACAACCUCCAUCAUCCUUGAAACAGUGCUGCUUCGUCGAGGCGCAGAUCAACUUUCCUGGUCCAGAGCUGUACGAACGGCCAUGGGCAUGAGCAUGGUGUCCAUGGUAGCCAUGGAGAUCGCAGAAAAUGCGGUCGACUACCAUUUGACGGGGGGUGUGAUCGCUUUUGAGGAUCCAAAAUUUUGGGCAGCCGCUGUGUUGUCAAUCGGCGCUGGAUAUUUGGCUCCUCUGCCGUAUAAUUACUUGCGGUUGAGGAGGUAUGGAAAGGCUUGUCAUUGA
Molecule: messenger RNA, 657 nt
Organism: Penicillium diatomitis
Lineage: Eukaryota; Fungi; Ascomycota; Eurotiomycetes; Eurotiales; Aspergillaceae
Product: DUF4396 domain-containing protein
Exons: 2
Coding region: 1-657 (218 amino acids)
Source: RefSeq, a predicted model, not a curated record